Molecule: messenger RNA, 1467 nt
Organism: Penicillium diatomitis
Lineage: Eukaryota; Fungi; Ascomycota; Eurotiomycetes; Eurotiales; Aspergillaceae
Product: putative F-box and JmjC domain protein
Exons: 2
Coding region: 1-1467 (488 amino acids)
Cellular component (GO): nucleus
Molecular function (GO): protein binding; cis-regulatory region sequence-specific DNA binding
Source: RefSeq, a predicted model, not a curated record
AUGCCUGACAUCACAACCCUGCCAAUCCAUUCGUCGGUACUGGAUGACCAAGAAGGCAACGAAGCCAUUCCGAGCCAUCCACUCGGUGUCAAGCCGACCGGAAACGCGCUACUGGCCUCAUGGAGCCUGCGCGACCAUAUCGGUACUUUUCAACAUCUGCCCGACGAGUUGUUGUUGGAGUUGUUGGAAUACCUGAAUGGAUCCGAUCUGCUAAGUCUUGGACGCACGUGCAAGGCGUUUUACGCAUUCACACGUGCGGAAGAGUUGUGGAAAACUCUCUUCAUCGGGUCUCCUCCAGAUGAGUUCACAUGGAGAGGAACGUGGCGCUCAACUUACCUCAAUUUACCUCCUUCAAAAGUUCCGGUGAUCGACUGUUCAGACCUUUACUCGGACGUUCUCUAUCGCCCGUUUAACUGCGCUCAUAUUUCCCUUGAACCCUACGUGACCAAAAUACCAACACGCAACCAAAUCCCUCGCUUGCCAGACCUUUCCCCAGAAGAAUUCCAUGCCCAGUGGGCCGACAGACCUUUUAUCUUGACUAAGCCUGUCAAAGCUUGGCCUGUUUAUAGUGAUUGGACGAUCGGGUCCCUGCUUUCUCGCCAUGGAAAAGAAAAGUUCCGCGCAGAGGCUGUUGACUGGCCUCUGACUACUUACAGAGACUACAUGGCGGACAAUGCCGACGAGAGUCCGCUGUAUCUGUUCGACCGUGCCUUCGUUUCAAAAAUGGGUCUCGCGGUGGGCCCGCCCGAGUCGACUCCCAAUGCCGCAUACUGGCCGCCUGCAUGCUUUGCGGAAGAUUUCUUUUCUGUUCUUGGUCAGGACCGUCCAGACCAUCAGUGGAUGAUUGUAGGCCCUGAGCGCUCAGGAAGCAAAUUCCACAAGGACCCGAACGCAACUAGCGCCUGGAACGCAGUCCUGCGUGGUCCCAAGUACUGGAUCAUGUUUCCAUCUGGUGACAAGCGGCCUCCACCUCCCGGUGUUUUCGUUUCUGAUGACCAGAGCGAGGUCACAUCGCCGUUGAGCAUUGCCGAGUGGCUGAUCAACUUCCACGCAGAGGCUCGACGCACCCCCGGUUGUAUGGAAGGUAUUUGCGGCGAAGGAGAGAUUAUACACGUACCCUCGGGAUGGUGGCAUCUUGUGGUUAACCUAGAGUCGUCUAUUGCGAUCACGCAGAAUUUUGUGCCUCGCGCGCACAUCACCGCCGCCCUGGAUUUCCUGGCCAAUAAGCCGGACCAGGUCUCUGGGUUCCGAAAGAACGUGGAAAAUCCUUAUGAGAACUUUGUCAAUGGCAUGCGAAAGACUCAUCCGGAGCUCUUAUCGCAAGGUCUGGAAGAACUGCAGAAAAAAGCCGACAGCAAAAAACGGAAGUGGGAAGAGAUUGUCCAUGGUAAAAGUGAACAAGACGAAGAUACCUCAGGAGGCUUCAGCUUCGGCUUUGGAGAUGACAGUGAUGUCGAGGUUCCUUGA